AUGGCCGUGUACAGCACCGAAUACAUUUCAAUCGUCGUUUCCUUCUUCCUCGUCGGCCUCGAAGCGAUCAUUCGAGUCCUGACACUGGCAUUGCCCUCGUUCCUGGUCACCUUCUUCUACCGAGCUUCGCGACGAUUGUUCAACGUAUUUUCCUCUCCGGCGCAGAAGAAAGCGGAGAGCAAGAAGAAAUCCGUUUCCACCUCCGUGCGCGAUGCGUCCGAUUUCGUUGAAAUGUGCCAGCUGUGGGGGUACGAAGCCGAAGAACACAUAGUUCAGACAAAGGAUGGGUAUCUGCUGGGGUUGCAUCGUCUGCAGUGGCGAAGAGGAGAGGAGGGCCAGAGAGUCAACUGCGGCCGAAACAGCGCCAAGAAGCGCGUUGCUUACCUGCACCACGGCCUACUGAUGAAUUCUGAAGUCUGGGUUUGUCUGACGGAUGAGCAGAGAUGCUUGCCAUUUGAGCUUGUAGAAAGAGGCUUUGACGUCUGGUUUGGAAACAACCGUGGUAAUAAAUACUCCAAGAAAUCCAUCCACAGCUCGCCUACCUCGGUCGAGUUUUGGGACUUUUCCAUUGAUGAAUUUGCCUUUCACGAUAUUCCAAAUAGCAUCGAGUACAUCCUCGAAACGACCGGACAGGAGAGCCUCUCAUACAUUGGCUUUUCGCAAGGAACUGCUCAGGCAUUCGCCGCUCUGGCCAUCCAUCCCAAGCUGAACCAGCAAGUCAACGUCUUUAUUGCUCUCGCCCCUGCCAUGGCACCCGCCGGACUGUCAAACGGCGUCGUCGAUUCCCUGGUCAAGGCCUCACCAUCGGUCCUCUAUCUCAUGUUUGGCAGACGCUCCAUCCUCAGCUCCGCCACCAUGUGGGAGACACUCCUGUACCCGCCCUUGUUCUGCCGCCUCAUCGACAUGGGCCUGUCGUUCCUCUUUGGAUGGCGCGCUAAGAACAUCUCCACGAGUCAGAAACUGGCCGCCUACCCUCACCUGUACUCCUUCACGAGCACAAAGAGCGUCGUCCACUGGUUCCAGAUCAUCCGCAACAAGUGCUUCCAGAUGUACGACGACGACGUCUACCAGCCCAUGAGCCUGGCUUCGUCGAGCAAAUACUCAAAGGUCGCAAAGUAUCCCACCCGCAACAUCAAGACCCCCGUCGUUCUCGUCUACGGAGGCAGCGACUCCCUCGUCGACAUCAAGUCCAUGCUCAAGGAACUCCCGCGCCAGACCGUCGCCACCGAGAUCCCGCACUAUGAACACCUCGACUUCCUGUGGGCGCGCGACGUCGACAGCCAAGUCUUCCAGCACGUCUUCGACGCCCUCAACAGCUUCACCGACGCGGAGCACACCGAGGAGGAGUACGACAGAUAUCACAUGGUCCGCCACGAGAGCCUCACCGGCUCCGCAUACACGCUCGCCCAUCCGCACAGGGGCAGCGAAAGCGACACCUCCAUCAUCGCGUCCUCCUCAGGCGAAGAAGCCAAAAAUCUGCGCCAUCGCGCCCGAGAACAACACGUGCAGAUCGUCUCAGACAAGGACGCCUCAAAGAAGACUGAGGAAGCCCAGCAGCCUGUCGAGAAGCUAAAAGGCGUCGGUGUCCGUAGAGGAAGUGGCCUUGCCAAUAAUGGCGACGUCGUCGAUGGCGUACGGGAUGAAUAA
This is a messenger RNA of Trichoderma aggressivum f. europaeum, 1647 nucleotides long. RefSeq lists its product as uncharacterized. The transcript is spliced from 4 exons. The record is from RefSeq and is a predicted model, not a curated record. The coding region runs from base 1 to 1647 and encodes 548 amino acids. NCBI's taxonomy places the organism in Eukaryota, Fungi, Ascomycota, Sordariomycetes, Hypocreales, Hypocreaceae.